Molecule: messenger RNA, 3057 nt
Organism: Trichoderma atroviride IMI 206040
Lineage: Eukaryota; Fungi; Ascomycota; Sordariomycetes; Hypocreales; Hypocreaceae
Source: RefSeq, a predicted model, not a curated record
GGCGAACUUGUUGGUUGUUGUUACGGACUGCAUAUAGGUAUGGAGUAAUUGUCGGCUUUUAGGGACUAGGCAUUUGUUUUCAGAGUAUUCAUAUUAAUUACUGCUGGAAUAUUAAAUCCAAAGGCUGAGCGGAUGUGACUACCGCUUGAACAGAAACAAUUUGAGAUUAAAGUCGAUAGAUUUGAAGAGAUCAUCCACUCCAAGUUGCUGGGCUUAGCAGCUAGGCUGACCGUAUCCUUGGCUUGGGCCUUUUCACUUGUAAAGUUGUUUCAGCUUCACUUACGAUGGCGUCGAAUGCUUAAAGAAAGAAGAGUACUUGAAAUCGCCUUGUCUAUUGUAUAGAUCAAUGUUGGAGAUUUUCUCAAUCUUCAGAUGGCUAAAGCUUAGGCUCGGCAUGCAGAGGGACACGCUGCUUGUAGGCACAUACUUGUAAGACGUCUUAUAACAUCCCCCUUUUUCCAUUUUCCUUAUUAUGGCAGCUAUAGAUGCCUAAUCCAGACGACAUUGCACUCAAGGGUUCAGGAGUAUAUACUAAAUGCAGCACUGAGCUACGUCAACAUCGUGAGAGUGUGGUUACAUCAAAGAUGACAGCUAACGGCAUCGGGCACUUGCCUUGUGCCUUUCGGGGGCGCCGGCCGGGGGGUCUUGUGUACUAGACGAUAUGACGGAGAAAAGAAAUCCAGCCUGUAAGAAAUACUGCAACUUCUUUCAGUUACAAUAUUAGAACAAUUUACGAGGGAUGGUUGGGUUUACUAUAAUAACCAAAAACGCAGAAAUGUACUAUGACUCUUACAGUUAAAUACGCUUUAUAAUAAGAUAUGCUCUUGCAAUAUACGCUCCUAUACGCUCUAAGCGCCCUACCAGCCCUGCUAAACUCUUAUCCGUUCUAAAACGUUUGCGGUAGGUGCCUUUUUCCCAUCGGAGCCGGAGCAAUUGUUGUGAGUUUAAACUAAAAAUUUCCCGCGAAACUAAAAAAACUAAUACCCUGCUCGCUCCAAGGAUCAGCAUCCCAAGCGGCAGCUAAGGAAGAAAAAGGAAGCUUACCUACACUUUUUUUUCUUCAUCACUUUUAUCUUUCUUCCGUUGCCAAGGAAAAAACUUUAUUAACAUGCUACAGAUCGAAUCACUGCUUUGUAAGUUUGAAUAUAGCCCUUGUACCUUUUUUGUAGUCUGCCAAGGCGUCUUCACAAGAUAAAGUGUCCCCCGCCGAUUAGGCAGUGCUACCUUAUGUAGCAGUGACGCCCUUUUUGCUUCCUCCACCUACAAACAUCCCCCCCCAAACUUUUCAACUUCAACUCCAAAAAACAUCACCAGCAUUUCACCAAUUUAAAAAAACAAAAAAGCAAAAAAAAAAAAAAAUGCCUCGCCGCGGCAAAGAACUCUCCCCAACGCUGCGCUCGCGCAUCUGCGAGCUGCACAGCGUCGGCUACGGCUACAAGCGCAUCCACCAGAUGCAUCCCGACGUGCCCGUCUCGACGAUCCGCUACACGAUCAAGAAGGAGGCCGACCGCCACGACAACAAGAGCAUGUCGCGGCCGGGCCAGCCCAAGAAACUGACCGAGGAGCAGCGCCGGCAGAUUUACGAGACGGUCACGAGCAGCAACCCAAACAUCUCGAAUAGCGAGCUGCUGGCGUCGGUGGGCAAUGCGGUGAAGCUGCGGUCGCUGCAGUAUGUGCUGCGGGAGAUGCGCGUGCCCGUCAAGAUUAAUCAGUUUACCGACCGGAUUGCCGAGCGCAUUAUAUAACUUUUUUUUUUUAUAUAUCUCUUCUUUUAUCCUUUCUUCGUUUUUAUUCGCUCCCUCUUUUUUGCAAUGGUAAUCCACCAGCAGCAACGAAAUUCAGCGGACAUUUUUACCCACGAUUCUCCUUGCGAAUACGAAAAGGGCUUUGCUACUUUGUAGCCUUGGCUCUUCAUUUUCUAGCCGGCGUUUACGCUUUCAAUGUUUUUUUUAUCUUCUUUCCAUCAUCACAUGUGCUUUUUUUUGCGGCUGGUUGAUGGACUUGCUACGAAAAAAUCUACUUGAGUGCUGGGUACGAGGGCUUUGGCCUGCGAGGUCACAAAAACAAAAAAGAUUCUAUGUUGAACGAAUCUACGGAGUUGGAAUCAUGAUUGUAUGAUGUAAAUGAGGCAUUAAUAAACAGUUACAUUAAACAUGCUGCAAUGCAUGGAGUUCGUACCUAUAUAUACUAGUAAUAUGUAUGAGUGUGUAUGAUGCGCCAGUGCCAUAAUCGCCAAUCUCACGAGAGGUCCACCCAAGUCUCUAAACCCAAAUAAGCCGGAUAUACCUACUAGAUUCGUAGCAAAAAUCUAAGCCCAAUAUUCUUCCAGCCCUAUCCUCCUUAUUCCGCCUGCUUUCUGAAUGCCUUGAAUGAAAGACUUUAUUCAGGGCCUGGCUGUUGAUUCGUCCCGUCCCAAAACUUGCACGUGUCGACCAGCAUGGGAAACGCCUCGGCAAACGCUCUCCCCACCUUCCAAUUAUCCAAGUUGCGCAUAUGGCUCUCAAACACCGGGUUAAUCAUAAUCUCAUCGCUAUCCGGAUUCCGCAGCAAAGUAUGCGCCUCCUCAUAAGGCCACGACAUGGUAAAAGUGGAUGUAAACGGGAGAAACCAAUUGUCAAAGUAGAAAAUCGACGGAUCGUUGGCUAGAAUGACCCUCUCUCUCAUCUCUGGGUAUGGCAGAUAGUCCAUCCACGCCGGGUGCGGUAUGUUGAUUUGACAUGGCAGUGGGCGGAUCCACUCCGGUAGGCGUUCGUAGUUUUCCUUUGUUGGCGAUAUCUGCCAUCGCAUGUAAAUGAACAUGAGGUAGAGAAUGGUCACUUUUUCGGGCAGCCCGGAGAUUUCGGGGAACUUGGUGAUGAUGUCUGUGAAGACCUUGGAUACCGGAUGGCUGUAUUGGCUGUUGGCCGGGUUGAGCAGAGAAGAUACAGAUGGGUACCGAGGGCCGGUUACUUCGUUUUGCUCGUAGCCCUCUGCGGCGCGCUGCUGGCGUUCGCUGCGAAAGUCAAGAAGCAGAGCGUCUAGUGGACAGGUAGGCUCGCAGUUUCUCAGAGGCCGCGC